AUGCCUGCUACAGUGUUUGCUACAAAGGAGCUAUACAAAUACCAGAAUGGAUUCGACAACCACUUAGAAUCCGAAGCCGUCCAAGGCGCCCUCCCCAUCGCCCAAAACUCCCCCCAAAAGCCCCCCUACGGCCUCUACGCAGAGAAGCUCUCCGGAACCGCCUUCACCGCGCCCCGCCACGAGAACAAGCAGGCCUGGCUGUAUCGCAUCCUGCCCUCGUGCGCGCAUCCGCCCUACCAGCCCUCCGCCGAGCCAACCCGCGCCGAGCAAAAGGACGCCGACAUCUCCAAGCUGCGCUACAUCCCCAACCAGCUGCGAUGGGACCCCUUUGACCACAAUGAGGCGCGUGACCUCGACUUUGUCUCGGGCAUGCGGCUCGUGGCCGGCGCGGGCGAUGCCACGCUCAAGCAAGGGCUGGGGAUGCUCGUCUAUGCCGCCGGGAAGAGCAUGGACGCCAACUCGGCCUUUUACUCCGCUGAUGGUGACCUCCUGAUUGUUCCACAGGAGGGCGACCUCAACAUCCGCACCGAGUUUGGCUGGCUGCUGGUGCGGCCCAUGGAGAUCGCCGUCAUCCCCCGCGGCGUCAAGUACCAGGUGAACAUCUCCGGCCCGGCCAGAGGCUACGCCCUGGAGCUGUACCAAGGCCACUUCGUCCUCCCCGAGCUGGGCCCCAUCGGCUCCAACGGCCUGGCCAACGCACGCGACUUCCAGGCACCAGUCGCUCACUUCAGCGAGGACUUUGGCGCGACCGCCCACGAGGGCAGCAACUCCUUCACCAUCACCGUCAAGAUGAACAACUCGCUCUUCGAGACGCGCCAGGCGCACACGCCCUUUGACGUCGUCGCCUGGCACGGCAACUACUACCCCUACAAGUACGACCUGGGCCGCUUCAACACCAUCGGCACAAUCUCCUACGACCACCCGGACCCGUCCAUCUUCACGGUGCUCUCGGCGCCGUCGCCCAUCGCCGGCACCGCCGUGGCCGACUUUGUCAUCUUCCCGCCGCGCUGGCUCGUCGGCGAGGACACCUUCCGCCCGCCCUGGUACCACCGCAACACCAUGAGCGAGUUCAUGGGCCUCAUCUGCGGCGGCUACGACGCCAAGCGCGGCGGGGCGGGCGGCUUCGUGCCCGGCGGCGCGAGUCUGCACAACGUCAUGAGCGGCCACGGCCCGGACGCCGAGAGCUACGAGGGCGCACGCGAUGCCCAGCUGGCGCCGGUCAAGGUUGGCGGUGGCAGCUGUGCCUUUAUGUUUGAGAGCAGCCUCAUGGUUGGCGUAACUGACUGGGGACUGCGGACGUGCAAGAAGGUCCAGGAGGGAUAUAGCGAGGAGAGCUGGGGCGGCGUCAAGGCGCACUGGACGAAGCCGGCUGACAAGGAGGUGAGAAGCCACCUCGCCGAGUAA
Trichoderma gamsii is the source of this 1404-nucleotide messenger RNA. RefSeq names its product homogentisate 1,2-dioxygenase. NCBI's taxonomy places the organism in Eukaryota, Fungi, Ascomycota, Sordariomycetes, Hypocreales, Hypocreaceae. Gene Ontology annotation, molecular function: homogentisate 1,2-dioxygenase activity. The record is from RefSeq and is a predicted model, not a curated record. The transcript has 2 exons. Bases 1 to 1404 code for a protein of 467 amino acids. Gene Ontology annotation, cellular component: cytoplasm. Gene Ontology annotation, biological process: L-phenylalanine catabolic process.